AUGUGCUGCACACAGACCGCCUCAUGUUUCAGUUGGCACGAUAUUCGAGAUAUCGCAGGGCAGUGGAGUCUAAAGCAAUGCAAUAAUCAUCCAUCUAUAGCACCCUUUCGGUGCCCAAGUGCCAUGCCACCCGAAGGUUACACGAGGGUUGGGAUACUGCCAGGUUCCCCAAGUCUAGACAGGGGAAGUCGAGGAGCAAAGGUCGGGUUCGAACCACGGACCUUUCGGUCAUGUCAUUAUCCAACCACAGGCUUAAUCCCCGGGUCCCAAGUCAAUCGUUCAACUGUAGCACCCUUUCGAUGCCUAACUGCCAUGCCACACGAAGGAGGCACCAGGGCUGGGAUACUGCCAGAUUGCCCAAGCCUAGACAGGGGAAGUCAAGAGGCAAAAGUCGGAUUCGAACCACGGACCUUCCGGUCGGUAAAUUCGCGCUCGAACCACUUGGUCCAUCUCGCCCCGUCCCAAGUCAGUGAGACGGUAGCCGUCCACCCGGUUAACGCUUUUAUACUUUGUUACAAGGUCAUACGCUAUUCACCUCUGUCGUUUCCAGUCAGUACAGAACUGAGCAAAAAGGAUCUCCACCAGGUAGAGGGUCCUCGGUCACAGAGUACAGGAUAUAUUAGUUCGCGUAGACCGUGUGACACACCGAAAAAAAUGACAGUUGAUCUGUUCGCCGAGCUUAGCAAUUGGCUCGCAAACGUUUCGUCCCCAGUCGAGGAGACAUCGUCAGUGCGCAGUUGA
Messenger RNA from Opisthorchis viverrini, 741 nucleotides. RefSeq lists its product as hypothetical. The transcript has 4 exons. Lineage: Eukaryota; Metazoa; Platyhelminthes; Trematoda; Opisthorchiida; Opisthorchiidae. The record is from RefSeq and is a predicted model, not a curated record. Bases 1 to 741 code for a protein of 246 amino acids.